Copidosoma floridanum is the source of this 2650-nucleotide messenger RNA. RefSeq lists its product as uncharacterized. The record is from RefSeq and is a predicted model, not a curated record. Gene Ontology annotation, cellular component: plasma membrane. Gene Ontology annotation, biological process: phosphatidylserine exposure on apoptotic cell surface; engulfment of apoptotic cell; apoptotic process involved in development. Lineage: Eukaryota; Metazoa; Arthropoda; Insecta; Hymenoptera; Encyrtidae.
AUGUCAAUCUGAGUAUCUGACAAUCAGGAUGUUUUUGAUUAGAUAUUCAUAUAUACAAGUGUGUUGUGAAUAAAUGAGUUAAUUACUUAGUACAUACUCUAAUAGUAUAUUGCCUAACGUAUUGCAGAAGCGAUGUACUAAUUAGGUUUAAAAGGGAACAUAAUUUGAGCUUUUUGUUCGAUAUAUACUUAUAAAGUACCCAUAUUCAAUACAAAAGGGGUACCCUACUUAUUGUAAUAAAUAUCCGUUGAUUUUACCAUGUGAUUUUGAAGUCAUUUGAGACAGUAACAUUUAUGUAUGGUACCAGAGUUCAACAUAAAGAAAGUUAGGAAGAAAAUUACUCAAUAAAUGAUUACGCACUUACGGGAAGUGAUAGUGAUAAGACACAGUUAAGUGUGUCAUCUGAUAUUAGAGGCAAAAACAAUGGUGACUUAUUUACUUACUUUGAAUGAUCUAUUUGUCGAUUUUUAAGCCAAACCGAUAGGAAAUAAGACAAAACAAAUAAAAAGUGACUUAAUUAUUCCUGUGAAACGUGUGUGGUGUGUUUACAUAGACAAUUUAAGGUCAUAUAGUAUAAUCACACAAAACCUUGAUUUAUUACUUAAUAAAGUUAAUAAGUGCUUGUCGUAUUUUAUAAUGUCCGUGAUGCAGAGAAACAGUCAAGAUCAUAUGCUCUAAAAAAAUUAUUGAAAGAGAAAUGACAACUAUGACUCGGGAGGUAAAUGAGAUUUGUCAAAGGAAAUCAACUAGAUACAUGAAGAUACCUUUAAAGUCAAGGGAACAGGUAUACCUGGUGUUCCUUGUACCCACUAUUAUUAGUUGCCUCGUGUAUGUGUUACACUUUGCAGCUGACCUGGUUGUUGCACUGCAACAUUACAGAGAAAACAAUCCAGCAUGGGCUUGCAUUACUGUAGGAUUUAUGUAUGCUCCUGCAGUGGCUUAUUUUGUCUUGACAAUUUCAAGACCCGACUGGUGGAUGACCGAUGAUGAUAAGCUGCACAAGGGAGCUUUUCUGUGGUGCCUGAUGCAAAUUGCCAAACUUGUGGCUUUUCCAUUUUUUGCUCUUUACAGAUUUGCUGGACUCAUAGUAUUGUCUGUAGAUGCAUUGCAGCUAAAAGGAGAAGAAAGAAAGAAAACACUGGACAUUGCUGCAGCUCCAGCUGCGAUUGAACUCUACUUCUUUCUUCAGGCUUGGUUCCAGGCUGCUCCUCAGGCAUUUUUUCAAAUGCACCUGUUAUUAAGAGAAAGAAAUACUCCAAGAUCUGCACAAUCUGAGGUUAUUCAUGGGCUAUGUAUCUUAGUAUCGAUUUGUGUGAUAGCCAUCAAGACAACAUCAUUUCAGAGAUAUGAAAGCCAAAGAGUAGCUGGUAGAAAAGUACCUUGGGCAAUGUGGCUAAAAAAAUACAGGCUUCAGGAACUUCAAAGUCUUGAAAAAAAACAGUUACUUUCAUCAUCUGUGACAACACCUCAAAAAGAAAGUGCUGAACCAAUUCUUCAAGAAGAAAUUUCAAAUCAAGACAAUCCUAAUUAUACAUAUACUAUACAACGUCAAAACUCUGUGACUCCACCACUGCCACCAAAAAAUGUCAAGAUCAUCCCACCUCCAGCUCCGCUUCGAGGAAUAACGUCCAUCACGCCGUUACCCAUUCCAGACAUGCCAGCACCACCUAGGCCAGAUUCCAUGGUUGAUAGCAAAGACAUAACGUUUGUUCGAGUUGAAGAACCAUGGAAAGAAAAUUUAAUAAUGUACCAGACUCUUGGUGAUAAGACAGAGGUGACUUUUGAAAAAAUUAACAGUAUUAAAAGAAAAAAUUAUUCUAAAGGAUUAGACGAAGAUGAUCCCGUGGGAUCAUUUCUAUCGUUCUUGUGGUGGUUUUUAUUCAUAUUAGCGCGCAUAUUAUCAGUGGCCAUAUUUUUUGAAUUUUACCCUUUAUAUGCGGUAGGAGUAAUAGGGGCACAUUACAUUUUCAUGAUUACUUAUUUAUUUUAUUACUCGAAGUAUUUUGAUGUAACAAGUUUCUUCAUAAAUUUGUGGCUCGGAUUAGUGUAUAUUUUUAGUUUAAUCGAAUACAGAGUAAAAUUUACGAAAGCCGACAAACUGGUUGCUUUUUACCAUGUGUUUGUCAUAUUGCAAAAUACUUUAAUGACCAUAUGUUGGUACUUAUACAGUGAAUUUGAAGGAUUCUGGUACUCAUACUCAUUUAACUUAAUAUUCAUAUGCAUGAGUCUAUGUCUCUUUUCAAUGAUAGUGUAUACUUUUUUACUAAAGCCAGAAAAGCGUAGAGUGUAUAUCGCCCAAAUAUAAUAAAAUUUACAGUAUGUGAUACCUUUCUGGAUAUCUAUUUACAUUAACUAUUUUUUAAUCAAGAAAUUUGGACUCCGAAUCGCUCCAAUUGGUGUUUUUAAUAGUACGUAUAGUUUUACAACAUGUUAAGACUGAGCUAAUUAUAACAGAUAGGGACUGCAAUCUGUGUAGAAUAUGAUUUCACGUUGUAAUCAGCAUCUUAUAAACUAUUUUGUGAAACACUAAUUUAUUAUUUAUAUCGUAACUACAUCACAUAAAUAAUACACUCUAGUGUUACAAUUUUUUACCUGGUAGACAUAUUUACAGAUCCUUGUACAAUAUGUGCAAUAAAAAUAUUUAUACAAA